This is a messenger RNA of Truncatella angustata, 2048 nucleotides long. RefSeq names its product carbon-nitrogen hydrolase. The transcript is spliced from 3 exons. Bases 152 to 1651 code for a protein of 499 amino acids. Lineage: Eukaryota; Fungi; Ascomycota; Sordariomycetes; Amphisphaeriales; Sporocadaceae. The record is from RefSeq and is a predicted model, not a curated record. Gene Ontology annotation, molecular function: catalytic activity.
CUCCGGGUGAUUUGAUGAUCAUUUCACAGUCAUUUUGUCUUAUUACGUCGUUAGUCAAAGUGUCCGAAGACGGCCUCUGCCCCUCCUGCCGACGUUAUCCACUUGAAAGCGUGGCAUUAUAAAGUUCAAAGCCCGAGACCAAACCCCUCACAUGGUGAGUAAUUCGACAGGCAACGGCACUGUUCGCAUUUCUUUUCAUGACCACAGCGGCAGCGGCAACUUAAAAAUGGCGAAUCAGAAGAUCAGGCUCGCAACAUCCUCUCCCGGAACACAAGGGACACUCAAGGAGACUCUCGCGCAUCUUCAUCAGAUCGCGCGACGCGCGGCCGCCGAGAAGGCGGAUAUACUCCUGCUCCCGGAAGCUUAUCUUGGCGGGUACCCACGCGGCACUUAUUUCGGGUGCAAGAUCGGCUCACGCACAGCUGAGGGCCGCGAUGAGUAUCUGCAGUAUUUCAAGAACGCAGUGGACCUGGGAGACACCGUCGGCGGUGGUGCGGGAGCCGGAGACGCCUGGGUCAAGCGACAACUGGGCGGCAACUCCGUCGAGGGAAAGACGAGUAAGGAGGGCCCACCUCAGCGCGGCGAUGGCACGCGCGAGGAGCUCGAGCGCAUUUCCAGGGAGACUGGGGUCUUUGUAGUCACUGGACUGAUCGAGAAGGCUGGAGGUAGCCUAUACUGCUCAGCAGUUUAUGUCUGCCCGAAAUUGGGCAUAAUCGGCAAGAGGAGGAAAACGCAGCCGACUGGUACAGAACGCCUCGUCUGGGCCCAAGGUUCGCCCGCAACCUUGAAAGCGGUGAGCACGACGAUCAAGGGCGUCCGAAUCAACCUCGCCGCCGCCAUCUGCUGGGAAAACUACAUGCCCCUGUUACGACAGACCCUCUACCAACAAAACAUCAACCUCUACCUCGCCCCCACGGCCGACGGCCGGGACGCCUGGCUCUCGACCAUGCGGACGAUCGGGCUCGAGGGGCGCUGCUUCGUCGUCAGCUCCAACAUGUGCGUCCGCAGCAGUGGGGCCACCACCAGGAAGCAACCUGAGCCACGGGAGCCUACCGGCGCCGCAAACGCAAGCGCGUACAGCAAAGGCGUCGGCGCGCAGGCGGCCGGCGAGCAGGUCAACGGCAUCCCGGAGUCGCACCCCCGCGGCGGCGGUCGGCGCAAUUCGUGCUUCACGGAGGAGGGCUUCGAGAUCGCGCUGCCCGGGACCGUGGGGGAGGGGCAUGAGGAGGAGGAGGAAGAGGCGGCGUUUUCGCGCUCCAGGGGACAGAGGCGCCGGUCCGUGUUCGACGGGGACGGCAACGAGAUCGUGCUCUGUGGGCAGGACACGGGCGCCGUGAUUGAGGAGGAGAAGGAGGAAGAGGAGGAGGAGGCGACCGAGGAGGCGCCGGCCUCCAAGACGACGACAACGGCUGGGGGCAAGGCCGCCGACGAGUUCGUCUCCCGCGGGGGCUCGUGCAUCGUCUCGCCGUUUGGCGAUGUCGUGGCCGGCCCGCAGUGGGAGGACGAGGAGGGCAUCAUCUACGCCGACGUCGAUUUCGAGGACUGCGUCCGUGGGCGGCUGGACAUCGACGUGGCGGGCAGCUACUCGAGGAACGAUUCGUUCAGGUUUGAGGUUGAAGGCUUGGAUAUGGACCCGUUGCCCUAUUACUGAGAUUGCCGUUCAUGUAGUCGUAGGGCUUGGAGCAUAGGAUGUAAAAUUGUAUCUUUUCUUCUUCUUCUUAGAUAGCCACUAUAUAUGUAUUCUUGAGGGCACGCUGUGAUGCAUUGCUGAUGGUUUGUUGGAUGAAUGUUUCACAAUAAAGCGGAAGAAGGAAACCGAAGACCAGGAAGUAUUGUUAUGCGCUGGCCAGGAGUGGAUUUACAUUGCUUGAAAGACGUCAGUACCAAGAAAUAUAGACUCAGCCUCAACUAGGAGAUAUCUGUUCACCGACCAGUAAGCUAACAGAGUAGAGUCAUGGGUAUUAAGAUGGCCGUCAGAAACUACUUCAGUAGGUGCCUGUUCCGUCCAAGAACAGCACUUGAAAAAGAUAGGACAUUAUAGAGUUGGC